Molecule: messenger RNA, 1357 nt
Organism: Fragaria vesca subsp. vesca
Lineage: Eukaryota; Viridiplantae; Streptophyta; Magnoliopsida; Rosales; Rosaceae
Exons: 2
Coding region: 217-798 (193 amino acids)
Source: RefSeq, a predicted model, not a curated record
AUCUCAAAAGGCACAACAUAAUAAAAGGAAAGCAUCUUCCUUUGCCUCACUUUCCUCUUCUAAUUUCCUCCUCAAUCAGUCAAUCUCCCCAGAAACAAACACAAAAACCCUUCCAGCAAACAACAAUAUAAAACAGUAACACAAAAUCUGAGUCACCAACAACCCAUACUAGAAGCAGCUGCAGAAACCAAAGUACAACAUAGCAAUUUGACCACCAUGGAUGAAUCUGACGAGUACCCAAAAGAGUAUUACCCCGGCCAGCAAAGAGUGACCUCCAUGUCGUCGUCCUCAUCCACCACAAGCGUCCACGUCACCGCCCUGGACGGCCUGGUCAACGUCAACUCCCUCUUCACCAUCGCAGUCUUCGUGGGCCUGUCCCUGACCGUUCCGGGACAAAAGAGCCUCGAGAACAGGACAGCCUGCGACGCCGGCAAUGACGUGGCCAAGAAGCUUCUUGUCUUCGAGGUUGUCUCCUUCAGCUUCUUUCUUUUCUCGUCCCUGAUCGCCCAGGGCCUCAAGCUCGCCAUCAACUUGCUCAACAGCAAAGACGUCGACGAGGCCUUCCGGGCCCACAUCAACCUCAAGGUCCUCAGGUUCGGGAUGUUAGGGUCGGCGUUCGGAUCCGUCAUGGGUUGUCUGUUUCUAAUGUUGUCGAUGGUGAAUGUGAUUCAGAUCCGGUUGGGGAUGUUGUCUUGUGGGAGCAAAUCUGCGGUUCAUUCUGUUGCGGCUCUUGUCGUUUUGGUCAGCUCGGCGCUCUUGGUCUAUCUCACUACUGCUAUCUAUGCUUUUCUUCACUAGCAAAAAAAAACCCAGUUCCUUAUUCAAUUACCAUAAAAUUUGUAAUACCCAGUUUGAGCUAUGGAUGCUGGACUUUGAUGCAUUUCAGGGUUUAUGGGGGUUAUUGCCUUAUUGGUUCCACUUCCACAUUGAUUAGACCAAACAGAGCGUACUUGUUUUUUUUUUUUGAGUGUAGAAUACUAUUCAUGCUCGUAUUUUCUGGGGCAAAAGUAUUUCAAACUUGGGAGAAGGCAUUACGCUCAAGGCACAAAACCUACAAGCAAAGAAAUGAGUUGUGUACACGUAAAUCUAUCUAUGUAUGAAAGGAGGAUAAGAGCAACAACAAUGGGAUUGUGAAGUUGAGGCAUAUGAUGGCAUUGAUCCCUGGAGGGUGUGCUGCAACACUUGGAACCCGAUUUUGUGGCCUUUGGAUUCUCUGGCGUAUUAUUUGGCUAGAGAACAAUUUUGACGGGGAAUCUGUGAGAACAAGCGACUAGGAUUUUCCUAGAAGUAUUUUGGACUGUUGUAUAAUUAAUCUGUAUUUUCUGGGAUGUUUGAAAAUAAAAUUUAGACCUGGGUA